This is a messenger RNA of Leishmania mexicana MHOM/GT/2001/U1103, 3879 nucleotides long. RefSeq lists its product as hypothetical. The transcript has a single exon. Bases 1 to 3879 code for a protein of 1292 amino acids. The record is from RefSeq and is a predicted model, not a curated record. NCBI's taxonomy places the organism in Eukaryota, Euglenozoa, Kinetoplastea, Trypanosomatida, Trypanosomatidae.
AUGGUGGGCCGACUGAAGCCCUCAGCAGGGGCCCUGUCCAGUCGGGUCAGUGGUGGUCUCCGCCGCACAAAGAGGGGGUCCAACCUCAGUCGCAAGCAGGUGUUUGAGGCACAGCAGAAGAUAUGGAAACAGAAGCAGCGCACGGCGGAGGAGGAGGCGAAGGCCGCCAAGCGGGAGCGGAUGGCGCAAAUCCAGAAGGCCAAGAGCAAAAAGAUCCACCACGUCUUCGACAAAGCUACCCUGCACGCCGUUCAGGAUGGCCUCACGAGCGCCAUCGAGAUGCUCAGGCAGAAGGUCAGUCCGCUUGCCCUGUUCAUCACCGCCUUCACGGCCUUGUCCAAGACACCAGACCAGCGCCACGUGCCCUACAUGCUGUCGAUCAUGGCCGCCUGCGUCCCGAAGCUGACGCAAGGUGUCUUACUGCACCAGUUGCAGGGGUGUUUUGGCCUGUGCGACCAGCUGAUGGCCGAGUAUGGCACAAACAACACCCUCAUUGUCGCCAAGGCGUUGAAGCUCGCUGUCACCGUGCUCCUCUCCAUCGAGUCGCCCACGGUGGAGCAGUUGCAGCUUCUGGAGAAGCUGGAGCCGAGCAAGCUGCAGACGGAGGCUAUGAAGCUGUACUUGUCCAGUUUCCGCAAGGUGCUCGAGACGAACGCCCUCUGCACGCGCAAUGCUGGAAGCCCGGCCCCACGCAAGGAUCCGGCAUCGGCCUUCUACAGCCUCAACGCUCGACAGCGCUUUUUCUGCGCUGGUCUUCCUGUUUUUGUGCGCGUGUGCCUGCGCAACCUCUCCGAGACCCCCGCCGCGGUCGUGGCGGCUGUCAUGGCCGAGCUGACGCUGCUCUUUGACCAUGCGCUUGCGCCGUACAUUGUCGAGUCGGAAGAGGGCCAGCGGUGCCUCGACGGGCUCUUGUCGGAGGAGCUGCUGUCGCUGCUAAAGCCGCUGUAUCAGCAAUGCUGGGGAAUGUCCAUGGAGCUGCUUGCGACUGUAUUUAGGCGGAUGAGCUACUUGAAGCGCGUGCAGCCUCCUCCACAGGAGGUCGCCAAAGCGCAGGCCGAGUACGCGGCAAGCGUCGGUAAGACCACCAGCGCAACACAGCACGGCCCCGAUCGCACGCAGACAUACAUCGCCUUCACAGAUCGAUUUCCGUCUGUGCCGUUCCUUGUUCAGGUGCUGAAUAAGCUUCGCGUCAUGGACGACUCCACUCUGAAUGCCAAGGUGGAGCGCGCACUCGUGGCGGUAGGGUGCUGCAUGUACAUGCGCGAGUUCACCGAGCUGCUCGACUUUGAUCCCCGCGCCGCCUACAAGGCGGAAACGGUGGUGCAUGAGGAUGCGGCAGAGCAGGCGGCGACUCUCUGGUCGACAAGCUACUUGUUGAACGUGUGGCGCCGCACCUCCUCACAUGACUCGCUGCCGUUUCUCAUUCAGCACUUCUUCCCGUUGAUUCAGUUUUGCAGCAGGAUGGCCGUAGAGUCCGAGAAGGAGCAGCGCGUCGAGGAGUUCACGCGGUGGUCUGCUCUGCAGGUGCAAUACUGGCGCGUCGCCGCCGGCUUUUGUCACUACCCGGUGGAGGUCACGCUGGAGUCGUUUCGCGACCUCGCCAAGCAGCUUGUCGGCCUUCUCUCCAAUCCGGUCUUUGUGAACACGAGCGCGUCUGCGAUUCAUGUGCUCUGCAGUGGCUACUACGCUCUCAGGCGCAGCGCGCAGGAUGAUGACGAUGAUGACGACAACCUCGACGGCACGGAAGUCCUACCCGACGACCUACGUGGCGAAGUCCCUACGAGCACCGCGGUGCAGCGCCGCCUUCGCAAAGACGCGCUCGACGAGGACCUCUACGUGCUGUCCGUCACCGACCCAGGGUGGAACCCGCACCGGUACCACAAUAUCACACAGGCGUAUGCCGAGCUUGUGUGCGACACGAUUUUCGCCAAGUUCAGCGCGAACAUUAUGCCAAAGCUGUGCAACACUUUCGAAGCACACGAUUCCACGGCUGUCCUGCUGGCGAUCCAGAGCUUCUCAACGGUGUGCAACAAGAGCGUCAUGACAACCAUUCUUGAGGGUAUCCUUAACGUUAGCUCGAACAUUGCGGCGCAAACAACGCGAAACGCCAGCGGCAGUAAGGCGGGCAACGCCCCUCUCACCUCCAAGCGCCGUGUUAUUCUGGAUAUCGCGUGCGCCGUGGUGCCGCAGCUGUCGGCGGAGAACGUCAUGACCCUCUUCCAGGACAUCAUCGAGCCUGUCCUGAUGGACCCCGCACCGGAAUCACGGCUUCUGCAGAAGAAAGCGUACAAGCUCCUCUACGCCAUGUUUGAACACCGCAUCAAGGACAUCUUUCCAGUGCUGCAGCGCGUCCUCGGGCUGCUCUCCGUCAGUCGCCAGCACGUCACCGUCUCUGGUCUCAAGAUGCGCAUUCGCUGCCUUUCCUGGGCCCUCGACGCCUGCAAGAUGUACUGCCCUGCCGAACUGCUGCCCACGAUUCGCUCGCUCGUUGGCGAGGUUGUCCUUUUCUCGCGUGAGCGCUCGAGCGAGACGCGGGCGAUGACGAUGGAUGUGCUGGAUAAGAUGCAGCGCUACAUGACCGCCGCCGGCGCCCCGGUGAAUGCGCUGCUGCUUAUGGUAAUAGCCGGGCUCUCGGGAAAGACCACGAUGAUGGUGUCAAGCGCAGUGGUGUGCAUGGCGAAGGUGGUGUACCUGACGCAUAGUGAGUUGCCAGCGUCGGACCUGCAGGCCGCCAUGGCUGUCGGGUUCCAGCUCAUGGAAUCGAAAGACGUCGAAGUACGCACGGCGGCAGCCAUUUUCGCCCGCAUGGCGCUCAAGCUGGCGAAGCGAAGCCCCGCCGUAAAGGCGGCUGUCUCCAAAGCCCUGCCGAAGCUGCUCUACGCCAUUGCCCUUGUCACGUCGCAGCCGAGUGUGUCGAGCAACACGCGCAUGCAGCUCCGCGUACUGCUGGAGAAGUGCUUGAAGCGCUUCCCGAUUGAGCAGGUCGACCCUAUCUUUCCGCUUGGCAGCAAGAACUUCCUUCGCUACACGCAGAAGAUGAUGAGGCGCGAGGAGAAAAAGUCCGAGAAGGAGCAGAAGAGGCGCCGAGAGAAGCAGCAGAACGAAUUCGACAAGCUGUUCCUCGGUGCUGCCAUGAACGCCGGUCGGGAGGAGGCGGCCGAGGAGGACUUGCUCGAGGCGGGCGCCCUGAGCAGCUUUGUUGCCAAGCACGCCGCUCCCGUUUUUCAAGGCUUCGGGGGUGCCACCAUUGCUGCCGGUGAUGGCAUGGACGACAAGGACGACGAGUACGACAACAUGGUGCUGGACUUCCAGAGCGACGGAAAACUGCGCAUUAUCAGCAAGGAGGAGAAGCGAGCGGAGGAGGCGCACAAGGCCCGCCAGGCGAUGGCUGAGCGGCUGAUGCGGCGCAAGAGCGGACUAGUGAUGGCCUCAGCCUUGAACGAUGAGGCAAACGGGCGUCCAGGUAAGCGCUCGCGUGCAGAGGAUGAGGACUUUGAGAAUGAGGAGCUCACGCUUCGCUAUGGCAGCCGCGUCACGGAGGAUGCGGCCCAGAAGGCGACCGAGGUGUACAAAGGGGGUCGUGGCUCCGUUGGCCCGAGCGCACUGCAGGUGUCCCGUCUGCGGGACGAGAAGGCGGUGAGGCGCGAGAUGAAACGCCAGCGUGUGGAGGAGGACAUUCGAAAGGGCGACGAAUUCCGCGGAGCGGGUGACGGUGAUGUGAAGCGCGGUAACCUUGACCCGUUCGCGUACGUGCCGCUGAACCGCCGUUACAUGAACCGCCGCAACGCCCGCGACGCCGUCCACCGCUUCGAAGUCGUGGCCAACAAGCACCUGAAGGGCAACAAGGCAAAAGCCGCGAAGGAGGCGAGAGACAAGUGA